CCAAGUCAUUGACUUUUUAGUCCUUUUCCAAUCCCAUCAAUCCAAACCAUUUCCUCUGCUCUCUCUCUCUCGUGCGCAUAUUAUUAAAUGAGAUGCAAGCGUAGAACGCACCACAUCAUCAAGAGCUGAUGACCAUGGACAGAGCGCAGCCAAGCUCGGACUCCCCAACCAGAGAGCCGAAAUCACCCGUGGUGCUCUCUAUCGAGUGCCUCAAAGGCAGCUCCAAGGCGGACGAGUGGACCGGCGACAUGCUCCAAACUGGAGAUAUCGUCGAGGAGCUUCGUAUUGGAAGCUCCAUGACCGUCAAGUCGCCGUUUAAGAACGGAAGGAGCGGUGUCCAGAAGAUCCUCCACGCCUCCUUCAAGGCCAAGGACACCUCCAUUCUCGUCCGUAUCCGACGCGGACGAGAUGAGUUCGCCGAGUUGCAGGCUUGUAUAGUCCCCAAUGACUCAGUGGGCGGUAGGACCAAGCAGUACAUGCUCAGGUCCAUUGCGGACCCUAACUACACUGUCGGCUUCUGCGAUCGGACGGAAGCCGACUGCUUCGAGAUCCAAGCUUCAAGGAACUCGCGGAUGGUGAGUGCACUGACCAGGUCUAAGCUUCAAGAUGGGUAUGUGUCAUAUCCAUGGGAAAGGAGAAUGCAGGAAUUGCUACCAGUUCCCUACUCUAGUAGCUUUCUAUCUGUACUUUUCCUUCCAAAGGCUUCAGAUCGAUCUGCUUCUCGCUACAAUGACUUAGAGGACACCCUUGCUAGGGCAAAUGUCUGGCUGAAUGCCUCCCAGGCUGCCGGUGUCCCCGUUGUCUUCAUGAACAUCCAGACUGAGUCCUUGCUCACCAAGAUUUCUGGAGAGACAGCUUCUUCGACUGUAAAUGCGGGGUCAUUGUCUGACUUGGCUGAUCUUGCAAGUGCUAGCUUAUAUGGUUUUGAGGACUACCAUGGAGUUGACAUUGGUGUUGUCCGAGCAGUUCGCCUUUGGUUUGCUCCUCUUGGUGGUGAAAUUGCAGUUGAGAUCAAAUUACAAGAAGAUGAUGUCAAGCUUGGCUUUGCGAUUAGCCGCACAGAAGAGGGGUUUAUUUACAUUUCAUCAGUGGUUGAUGGUGAUGAAAAUGCACCUUCAACUCGAUCGGGGCUAAGCAACUUGUACAAGGAAGCAAUGGAUGCAUCAAGGUUGCUGGUGGUCUCAAGGGUUUCAAACCAGAAGGUUCUCCCAUGGAUGGUUUCCUCAACUGGAGCAAUUCGAUGCUUCGACACCAUUUCGCUCAGCCAGAAGCUAUCACUUCACCGUCACGCCAAGAUUCCAAUUUCCCUUCACGUGUUCAUCUGGGAUCGAGCAGUCGUUUCUUCAAGCGGAGGCCAAACUAGGUUUAGGAGCAGUAUCUCCCCACCAACAAUUAUGCCAUUGCCACCUGAGGUUCAAUUGGCUCGACAUCCGAAUGAGAACCAAGUACAACCACUGCCACUAGAAGUGUUCGACGAGAGUAGUAGCGAAGGUGUGACUGAGAGAUUAUCAGAGGUCAGGCUUGAGAGAGAUACAGCUGGAGAGUCCUCUUUUAGAUUCCAUGAUUUUGCACUUUCAAGCAAUUGGGUAUGAUUAUGUGUUCUUUUGGUUCUUCAUUUGUAAUGCUGCUUUCAUGUCAACUCGAAUCCCUGGUGUAUACUCCAAAAAGGUACAACGCCCUUCUCGCGAUAAAGCGGUUUGCAGCUCGAGCUCGGAUUCUACGAUCCGGGCGAUUCUGGCAACAUUCAGAGAAGGGGAGUCCCCCAUCCUCUCUUUGUUUUUAUAUCGUUAUGCACAGAGGUCUUGCAAAAUUGCAAAUAGGCAUUGUUUAGCUAAAUUUAAUACAGAGUAUACGAGAGAGAGAUAUAGAACUAUUUCACACAGCAGGAUUUGAUCGCUUUCACUUACACACCUUUCUGAAUAAAUGGUUUUGCUUAUAAGUUCA
Molecule: messenger RNA, 1944 nt
Organism: Pyrus x bretschneideri (Chinese white pear)
Lineage: Eukaryota; Viridiplantae; Streptophyta; Magnoliopsida; Rosales; Rosaceae
Exons: 4
Coding region: 129-1592 (487 amino acids)
Source: RefSeq, a predicted model, not a curated record